CAACAAUUUUAUUCAGAAUACAAACCCUAGAAUUGGUUGUUCAAACACCAACUUCUUCUUCUUCUUUCUUGAUCGUGGAAUCGAUUCAACAAGAGAAAACCGACAUUUUAGGCUAGUUCAUCACCCUAUCCGAAUAGUCCUUCGUAUACCUGGUCCUCAUCCCGACUCGUGGAAUUGGUUUGGGUUAUUAUCCGUUUUGUGAUCGUUGUGCUUCUAAUCGAUCUUUGAUGCGAUUCUGAUUGUUUAAGUUCAGGAGUUAGAGCCUCGGCUUAUAGUGGUAUCAAAUUAUGCAAACCGGUCCACUUCACAAAACUUCCAUUGAGUUCGAAGAGCAUACAACGAUCGUGGUCCGAAGAUGAAAGCUUUAAAGACUCGAAAAGGCAAAGUAAAGAGUCCAAUUUCCCAAUAAUUGCUCGACGUAGGAGCUAGAGCUGUCCAUGGAACGAGAAAUGAUGAUCAUUGGUGUUGGAGCUGUUUCAGGCUAAAUACACGGCCAUGUCUCAUGGCCGUGACUCCUGUCUGUGAGACUAGUGAAACGGGCGUUCAUAAGACAGUUAAUCUCACAAUCGUGAGAUCGAGACUAAUUUUGUUGCACAACCUGGUUUUUUUUGUUUCCUUUGCGGAUUAUGUGACUUUUACUCCAGAACUCGGGUUUCCUUCUUAUUUUUGGACCAAAACUUUGUAGCCUAUAUGAGGGGAUGAACUAAAGUCUUUUAGGGGUAAUCAACAAUUUUAUUCGGAAUACAAACCCUAGAAUUGGUUGUUCAAACACCAACUUAUCUUCUUCUUCUUCUUUCUUGAUCAUGGAAUCGAUUCAAUAAGAGGAAACCGACGUUUUCUGCUAGCUCAUCACCCUAGCCGAAUAGUCCUUCGUAUACCUGGACCCCUUCCUGACUCGUGGAUUUGGUUUGGGUUAUUAUCAGUUCUGUGAUCGUUGUUCUUCUAAUCGAUCUUUGCUGCGAUUCUGAUUGUUUAAGUCCAGAAGUUAGAGCCUCGGCUUAUAUCACUCCCACUCACCUAACCAAAGACUACGAAUGUUAUCUCUUACACUAGUCUAGCACUACCAGUUAGCAUUCACUCCAGGACCAAGACAAAAGGUAUCCUCUUUCCUCUGCUCUCUCAUAUCAAACUCUUGCUCCUCACUACAAACACUUUAUUCUCAACAUUUCCUCUCACACUAAACCUAAUACGUAUGAGGAUGCAUCACAAUCAGCUCAAUGGAAUGCUUCUAUGCAGCAAUAAUACAAUUGUCAGCAAGUGGGUCUAUCGCCUAAAGUUUGAAUCUGAUGGUUCCUUGGAUGGAUUUAAGGCCACGGUAGUAGCAAAAGGAAACAAUCAACAAGAAGGGGUUGAUUACCAGGACACUUUUGCCCUAGUGAUCAAGAUGACAACAAUCAGGACAUUUCUGGCCAUUGCUGCUACGAGAAAUUGGCAUGUUCACCAGCUAGAUGUGAACAAUGUCUUUCUUCAUGGAGAUCUCCAGGAGGAAGUCUACAUGACUUUACCAAAUGCAUAUGAUCCCCCAACUGGUUCUUGAAACUCACAGAUAAACUACAUCAGCUUCAGUAUAUCUAGAGCAAGACAGACCACUCUCUCUUCUUCAAAGCCACGGACUCCAGCUACACUAGUAUCCUAAUCUAUGUGGAUGACUUGUUUCUUGGUGGUAAUGACAUACAAGAAAUUAAAAAUCUCAAGACAAAACUUCAUUCUACUUUAGCAUCAAUUUUGAAGACUAUCCAUCACAAAUUUUGGUCGAUUCUUUUGACUGCAACUAUUUAUAGAAUUUGAAGGCCAUCCAUCACAGAUUUGGGUCAAUUCUUUUGAAUGCUUUUAUUCACCGAUUUUUAAGACUAUCCAUCACAGAUUUUGAAAAAUUAUUUUGAAUGUUAUAAUUCACCAAUUUUGAGAAGUCUAUCCAUCACAAAUUUUAACCGAUUUACAAUGCCAUCCAUCCCAAAUUUGGGCCAAUUUUCGGAAAUGCUAUUUUUCACCGAUUUUGAAGGCUACCCAUCAUUGAUAUUGACCGACUUUUUAGAAUGCUAUUUUCACCGAUUUUCAAGUCAGACUUUGUCGUAUUCCUUUGAAUGCUAUUAUUCAACCAAAUUUGAAGGCUAUGAAUUACAUAUUUUUGGUUGAUUCUUUUGAAUGGAAUUAUUCAUCGAUUUUGAAAGCAAUCUGUCACUGUUUUUGGCAGAUUCUUUUGAAUGAUAUUAUUCACUGAUUUUGAAGGCUAUACAUCACAUAUUUUUGCAGAUUAUUUAGAAUGCAAUUAUUCACCAAUUCUAAAGGCUAUCCAUUAAAGAUUUUGGCCAAUUUUAGAGAAUGCUAUUUUUCACCUAUUUUGAAGGCUAUCUAUCACAUAUUUAUUUUGGGGAAUCCCAUUUUACAUCGAUUCCGUCAUAGAUUUUGGUCGAUUCUCGAAUGCUAUUAUUCAUCGAUUUUGAAGCCCAUCCAUUACAGAUUUAGGGCACUUUUUCUAAUGCAAUUAUUUACAAGUUCUAAAGGCUAACCAUCACAAAUUUUGGCCAAUUUUGAGAAAUGCUAUUUUCAUAAAUUUGAAGGCUGACCAUCACAGAUUUUUGCCGAUUAUUUUUAAUGAUACUAUUCAUCAAUUUUGAUGGUCAUCCAUCACAGAUUUUGGCCUAUUAAUUUGAAUGCUAUUAUUAACCGAUUACGAAGGCUAUCUAUCACAGGUUUCAACCACUUGAUUUCAAUGCAAUUAUUCACUAAUUCUAAAGGCUAUCCAUCGCAAAUUUUGACUGAUUUUUGGGAAUGUUGUUUUCACUAAUUUUGAAAUUUAUUCAUAACAAAUUGUGUCCAAUUUUUUAAAUGCUAUUAUGAACCAAUUUCGAAGGCUAUCCAUCACAGAUUUUGUCUGAUUUUUGGGAAUGCUUCUAUUUGACCGAUUUUGAAGGCUAUUCAUAAAAGAUUUUAUUCGAA
Molecule: messenger RNA, 2940 nt
Organism: Linum trigynum
Lineage: Eukaryota; Viridiplantae; Streptophyta; Magnoliopsida; Malpighiales; Linaceae
Source: the annotation of a GenBank genome assembly